Messenger RNA from Aspergillus tanneri, 789 nucleotides. It is a transcript of the gene HCR1, whose product is annotated as eukaryotic translation initiation factor 3 subunit J. The record is from RefSeq and is a predicted model, not a curated record. The transcript has 3 exons. NCBI's taxonomy places the organism in Eukaryota, Fungi, Ascomycota, Eurotiomycetes, Eurotiales, Aspergillaceae. Gene Ontology annotation, molecular function: translation initiation factor activity. Gene Ontology annotation, cellular component: cytoplasm; eukaryotic translation initiation factor 3 complex. The coding region runs from base 1 to 789 and encodes 262 amino acids.
AUGGCACCCUCGAAGUGGGAUGAUGAGGAAGAAAGUACUUCUCCUCCCGUGGUAUACCGCCGCAAAUUCGAUGAUGAGGAAGAGGACGAUGUUCUCGACUCCUGGGAUGCCGCUGAAGAUUCCGAGGUAGAGAGGGAAAAGGCGAAGAAAGCGGAAGAGGCCAAAGCCAAAGCGGAGGCUGAAGCGGCUGCAAAGAAGAAGAGCAAGGCGCAGCGGAUACAGGAACACAAGGAAGUGCGGCGGCAGGCAGAAGAGGACGCCACGGACUCCGAAAGUGACGAGGACGAGGCCGAGAAGCGGGCUCGUCUCCGCCGAACCGAGAAGGACUCAGAUCUCAAGCACGCCGAGGAUCUGUUCGGUGACAUCGAUCUGAAUCGCAACCGGGGCACUCCCAAGGCUGUUGUUGUCAAUGACUCGGCCGACCCAACACAAGCGGUCGAUCUUUCCGCCAUGCCGCUCUUCAAGCCCACCACCAAAGAUCAAUUCACCCGGUUGACGACUACCCUGGUGCCGCUGCUGACGCCGCAGUCGAAGAAACCGCAGUAUGCGCUGUGGGCGCAGGACUUCACCAAGCAGCUGGUCAGGGAGCUGCCCAGUGCGGAUAUCAAGAAGAUCGCUAGCGCUUUGACGACCAUGAGCAACGAGAAGAUGAAAGAGGAGCGGGCGGCGGACAAGGGUAACAAAAAGUCCAAGGCGGCGAAGACCAAGGUUUCACUGGUGACCUCAAGAGAUAAUAAGAUUGAUGCAUCUUAUGAUGGUGAUGGCUUGGAUGAUGAUGAUUUCAUGUGA